Molecule: messenger RNA, 3646 nt
Organism: Myotis daubentonii (Daubenton's bat)
Lineage: Eukaryota; Metazoa; Chordata; Mammalia; Chiroptera; Vespertilionidae
Gene: MLST8
Product: MTOR associated protein MLST8
Biological process (GO): TOR signaling; regulation of actin cytoskeleton organization
Cellular component (GO): TORC2 complex; TORC1 complex
Molecular function (GO): protein binding
Source: RefSeq, a predicted model, not a curated record
CUGCUGCCUUGCGCACGCGCGACCCCUCCCUGCGGCAGAGUGGCGUCGGGCGAACUGCCCCUGCGGGUGGCGGCGUCCGCGGCGUGUCUGUGGGGCCGGCGCGGGAGCGCGCCGUAGAGCUGGGAGGCUGCCCCUUGCCGGUUGCCGGGCGUGUCCCUAAACCUCUCCGUGCCUCAGUUUCUCCAUCUCUAAAAUGGGAAUGAUGUCUAUUUCUCUCCGAGUGGACCUAUACUCUGUUUAGGACAGCGAUUUUCAACCGAUCCUCUGACCUUUGAUCCCUGCUGAGUCUUCCAAGCAGCCACAACAUGAACACAUCCCCAGGCACUGUGGGCAGUGACCCGGUCAUCUUGGCUACUGCGGGCUAUGACCACACCGUGCGGUUUUGGCAGGCCCACAGCGGGAUCUGCACUCGCACGGUGCAGCACCAGGACUCUCAGGUGAAUGCACUGGAAAUCACGCCUGACCGCAGUAUGAUUGCUGCUGCAGGUUACCAGCACAUCCGCAUGUAUGAUCUCAACUCCAAUAACCCCAACCCCAUCAUCAGCUAUGACGGGGUCAAUAAAAACAUCGCGUCUGUGGGCUUCCAUGAGGAUGGCCGCUGGAUGUACACGGGUGGGGAGGACUGCACUGCCCGGAUCUGGGACCUCAGGUCCCGCAACCUGCAGUGUCAGCGGAUCUUCCAGGUGAACGCACCCAUUAACUGUGUGUGCCUGCACCCCAACCAGGCAGAACUCAUUGUGGGUGACCAGAGCGGCGCUAUCCACAUCUGGGACUUAAAAACUGACCACAAUGAGCAGUUGAUCCCUGAGCCUGAGGUCUCCAUCACAUCUGCCCACAUUGAUCCAGAUGCCAGCUACAUGGCAGCAGUAAACAGCACUGGGAACUGCUAUGUCUGGAAUCUGACGGGGGGCAUUGGCGAUGAGGUGACACAACUCAUCCCCAAGACCAAGAUCCCAGCACACACCCGCUACGCCCUGCAGUGCCGCUUCAGCCCAGACUCCACGCUCCUCGCCACCUGCUCAGCUGACCAGACGUGCAAGAUUUGGAGGACGUCCAACUUCUCCCUGAUGACGGAGCUAAGCAUCAAGAGCAGCAACCCCGGAGAGUCAUCCCGAGGCUGGAUGUGGGGCUGCGCCUUCUCUGGGGACUCCCAGUACAUUGUCACGGCUUCCUCUGACAACCUGGCCCGGCUUUGGUGUGUGGAGACGGGAGAGAUCAAGAGAGAAUACGGCGGCCACCAGAAAGCCGUGGUCUGCUUGGCCUUCAAUGACAGUGUGCUGGGCUAGCCUGUGCCCCCCUGGGAUUGCAGGCAGCCAUCAGGCAGCACUGGCUGAUGUGACUGUUCAGCUGCCAUGUCAGAGCGGACCCUUCCUCGGGCUAGCCUCUACCAGCUUGGGCUAGCUGGACCUGACUGACUGCCCUGGCCCCCUUGGCCAGCCUAGAUGGGCCAAGCUGGUCUGCUGAGGGCUCUCUUAGUCCCUGGUUGCUUAUCUGGAUGUGACAGGGCUCAGGAGGCUGACCCAAGCAGCCUGGCUGCUGCCCACCCCCAAGCCAGUGCUUUCCCCCCUCCCCACCCAUUACAUGUCCCGAGACCACAGAAAACACCAUCACGGCCAGGUGGAGGGGUUUAUUAGCCCCUGCUGGUGGCCGCCUUCCAUGGCACUGAUGAUAGGGCCGUCCAGCUGGCUGGUUGGUGGGCUGGGAGUUCAGUCUGGGAGGUAAUAAAAGCAGACUGACACACAGAUGUUGCUUGGGAAGCAGAUGUCGAUGCAUAGAUAGAUCAGCCGCUGCCUCCGGGGCCCUGUGGGGAAGGGCCUUAAUGAACCCCAAAAGAGUUCCUCUCCCUCUCCCAGAAUGUCCAUGGGAGCCCAGGCCUCUCCCCAUAGCUGCCCCGACUCACCCUCUGCUCGACGGGCCCAGUAAAUGGGGAUCUUUGAGCAAAAGUGCCGCACUGAAGCCCCCACUUGGGCAGGGUCCACCUCACGGCUCCCAAGCACGGCCAGCAGCUCCUGAGCGUAGUGGGUCUCCUGGCUGGGGCUGUUAGACCCCUGGGUCUGCAGAGAAGGCUCCGGUGGGCCUUGGGCCAGGGAUACUUGCACUGCCUUUGGCUGGGCAGGGCCCAUGAAUCUCUGGACAUGCCAGCACUGUGCCAGCCACGCCCUCAGUUCUUGUCAGCAGUCUCAGCAAAGGGAAGAUAGAGCUUCUGUUCCCCUGAAACCAGAGCCCCAGCCCACCCCGGGCCCAGGCGGUACACAGGACCCUUUGUCUGGCCCAUGGCCUGGAAAGCCUGACCAUGCGAGUAUGGAGGCCGCUCACCUUUGAGGUGUUCACCAGCAGCUGCAGGGUCUUGCGAUCUCUGGGCUCCAUUGGGUGGAGGAAGCAGGCCCGGUGCUCUGCAGGUCGGUAACAGACACAGUCCUGGGGAGGCAGGCAGGUAAGGAAAGUCCAUCUGACCACCUUUAGGCAGUGACCCCCUCCCCCUCCCCACCAGUCAACUCACGCUCUGCCCAUCGAACAGCACCGCCCAGCUGUGGUUACUCUGAGUCGGGGUCACCCUGAUGGUUGCCACAUUCCCGGCCACGUCCACCUGGGCAGUUUGGUUGAACUGGUACACCCUGGGGCUCGGGCGGGUCAGACGGAGCAUCUGUAGCAGUGGCUGGGUGGGAAGCCAGAGCUCAGCUGGGCAGGCUAGGGCUCCCUCACCCUCUUUCCCCAGCCCUUCUUCAAGGCUUCUGACCCCUCCACGCCUUUGUCCUCUCCCUGUAAGCUCAGCUCUAAGCCCUGGAUUCAUUGGAGGGCUGGAUGUGCUGGCCUUUCCUCCCCCUUCCUAGUGUGCCCAGGUCCUGAGGAGGCUCACCUUGGGAGGGCUGUGAGCAAAGCCAAAAAGCCCUCCAGUGACAGCCCCAGCAGUGGCCAAUGCCAGCAACAGCAGCAGCAGGCCCAGGGCUCUCCAGCCCCCAUGGCAGGGUCUGGUCUUCACCUGAGGGCACACUGCAGUCAGUGGGGCUUGGAGCAGACUGGCUCAGGGAAGAUAGGGGUUGAGGAGGUGUGGGUGAUGGGUGUUGCCCUCUUGUCCCCUGCUCAGGGCAUGCCCUGGGUCUUUGUCCCAGGAGAGGGCACUGGGUGAUGGGAGGCACUCACCCUGAUAGGCCCAGGCCUAGGAUCCUCUGCACAGCAGCUCCCCUGCUCCAUGAUGCAGCCCUGGUGACAAUGCACUGAUUGUCUGCCACUCCUUGGAGUCAGCCAGGAAAACCUCAGGAGCCUCUGAUAAGCCAAACCGUCCUGGCCCCCUCCCCUCCUGCCUCCUCCCCAGCCCAGCUACCUGAGCCAAGACAGCCCUCUCCCCUCCACCUGGGGGAGGGGGAUGAGCUUGUCACCGUGCCUGGCUCUCCUCACACCUGGCCUGUACUAACCUGAGAGCACAAACCUGGUAGGGCAUGAGAGCAUGGCCAUUGUGGAAAUCAAGACCUGCUGAAUAGCAGGGAGGGCAGCUCAGGCCUGGCAAGAGCAGCUUUGUCUUGUUGGGGGCAGAUUAACUUUUCCUAAAGAGGCCUGUUACUAGUCUCCUGGGUUACCUCCAGAUUCCUAGGGCUGGGCACAAGGCCUGGCACAUAGCAAACCAUCAAUAAAUGUCUAUGUUAUGAAA